AGACACUUUGUUUAUAGCUGGUGCUGAAAACGCUCUACGCACUCGGCAAUAGUCGCAACUGUCUGCUCCGGGCCACUGUCCCUGGAGCUAUUGUCAGCUGAUAAUUGGCGGUUAUCCAGGAGCCGAUACAUGCCGAUGCGCCUUUCAAUGCUAUUACGGCAGUUCAGAUAACAUCUGAGCAUCGAUGCCAGUACAAAGAGCGCACGUACUUUCGCUGAACAGCCCAAUUGAAGACCACACGGGACUGCUACCAUGUGCCGAAACCUGGUGCUUCUGCCACAAUGUGCGCUCGGCCAGGCAUAAUUAGGCGGCAUGGCUAAUCCUACAUGUGAUCGGGGAUCACCAGUAAUCAGUGACGUACACUUUGAAGAUGCGUCUACGCAACCAGCUGCUACCAGCUGGACGCUCCAAUUUCGACCAGCAUUCUCGUCUCUGCGCUUUCGAAUUCAUUUUUUCAUACACCACGCCUGUUUCCCAAUAUACAGUAGAAUGCCUGCACUCGAGACUGCUGCGAAUCCGACCAAGGUCGAGGUGCACCCGCUGGUGCUGCUGUCAGUAGUAGAUCAUUACAAUCGCGUUGCGAAGAACACAAAGAAGCGGGUUGUUGGAGUGCUGCUCGGACAGGUCGAGGGCAACACGGUCAAUGUGGCCAACAGCUUUGCGGUUCCCUUUGAGGAGGACGAAAAGAACCCAUCAGUGUGGUUCCUGGACCACAACUACGUGGAGACGAUGCGCGACAUGUUCAAGAAGGUCAACGCAAAGGAGAAGCUGAUCGGGUGGUACCACAACGGGCCGAAGCUGCGGUCAUCGGACCUGCAGAUCAACGAGCUGUUCAAGCGGUACACAGCGAACCCUGUCCUGGUGGUGAUUGACGUGCAGCCCAAGGACAUUGGUAUUCCGACCAACGCAUACUUUGCGGUGGACGAGAUCCACGACGAUGGCACAGCGGCGACAAAGACGUUCGAGCAUGUGCCAUCCGAGAUUACAGCGGAAGAGGCCGAGGAGAUUGGUGUGGAGCACUUGCUGCGCGACAUCAAGGACAACGCAACGGGCACGCUUGCAACGCGCGUCACCCACCAGCUGACGUCACUGCGCGGACUGGCGGAGCGGCUCACAGAGGUGCGCGUGUAUCUGCAAAAGGUGCUGGACGACCAGCUACCGGUCAACGGCGAGAUCAUCCAGAACCUGCAGGACAUCUUUAACCUCCUGCCCAACCUGGCCAUUCCUGAGGAUGCGCCGGCGUUCACAGUGCAGACCAACGACGAGUAUGCACUCAUCUAUGUGUCGUCGAUGGCGCGCGCCAUCAUUGCGCUGCAUGACCUGAUCAACAACAAGAUCGAGAACCGGGAGGCCGAGAAGGCUAGCGAGGCCAAGGAGAAGGCCGAUGUCGAGCCAUCCGUGCCCAAGGCAGCUGCGGCCACGACCAAGUCUGCCUAGACGGCCUUUGAAUUCUACUAUGCAUGUCUUUUCUAUUAAAACGGUAUCUACUGGAGACAGUGACGGCGCCUAGUCCUUCUUGGCCUUCUUCGGCUUGCUACCCUUGUGCGCCUUGGCGCUCUUCUUGGGCGCUGCAUCGGCGUCCUUCUUGGGCAGAUCCGAUCUGUACUCGUCGAAGCCAACAAUGCCUGG
Molecule: messenger RNA, 1629 nt
Organism: Linderina pennispora
Lineage: Eukaryota; Fungi; Kickxellomycota; Kickxellomycetes; Kickxellales; Kickxellaceae
Product: Mov34-domain-containing protein
Exons: 2
Coding region: 313-1437 (374 amino acids)
Biological process (GO): proteasome-mediated ubiquitin-dependent protein catabolic process
Cellular component (GO): proteasome regulatory particle; proteasome complex
Molecular function (GO): metallopeptidase activity; protein binding
Source: RefSeq, a predicted model, not a curated record